This is a messenger RNA of Coregonus sp. 'balchen', 13487 nucleotides long. Lineage: Eukaryota; Metazoa; Chordata; Actinopteri; Salmoniformes; Salmonidae. The record is from the annotation of a GenBank genome assembly.
GGAGGGAGAAAGAGUAAGCGAGAGAGAGACCGAGAGUAGGAGAUCUAGAAAGAGAGAGAGUUUAAGAGGGUCUACGUAAAUUCAUUAGCAAAAAGGGGAAAUCAAAUUUGGUCCAGACUCUCUUAGUGAACGACCAACACACUUGUAGGAGGCUAUCAUAUCUGCCUGCAGACUUAACCAGUGGAUAUCAAUUCUCCUGUCCAUCCUGUGUGUGUGUGUACCACCAUGCCAUCCUACACAGUGACGGUGGCUACAGGAAGCCAGUGGUUUGCAGGGACUGAUGACUACAUCUAUAUCACCCUGGUGGGAACAGAGGGAUGCAGUGAGAGGACUUUACUGGACAAACCACUCUACAACGACUUCGAGAGAGGGGCGGUGAGUUGAGUUACAGUGGCAAGAGUCAGUUUAAAAGUUUCACAGUGUGUGCAUUACUUAAAAUACACUCAGAGGUGACCUUGUUAGAGAAAAUAUUUCCAAUAAUUGUCUUUAUCAGAUUUGAAACUCUGGCUGCAUCCUGAUUCUUCACCCUUCCCCCAAUUGUGCACAUGCACACUUCCCAUCAAUUAUAACUAUUAAGUCAAUGCUUAAUAGAAUGCACACUUCCUCUGGUAUCUGUCCUGAAGACUCAACUCCAAUUAUGCACUAUAAUUGGACUGAUUACUAGUUUGUGUCGACAAUUGCAUACUUGUUAGACCACAAGAUAUCUCCCUCUGGAAGCCCUCACAAGACCUCGGUCUGGGUGAAUGAACUUACAUUGUAGUUUAACAAUAACAUUUUACAUGCCUUUUGGACAUAUUCAUAUUUAUUACACCAACAUUGUAUUAUUCUAUGUCAUUUUUUCAUUAUUUUUACGUAAUUAAGGACUGACAAAUUUGACUAACAUGUUGGGCAAUGCACCCUGCUAAUAACUGCACAUGGUUCCUUAACAAAUGUACAAAUAAAUUAUUUUGUAUUUUACUGUUCCCUGGUGUAAGAUCUCCCUGUGUUGCAGGAUCAACCCCAGUCCCUCUAUUCCCCUACAUUUACAUUUUAGUCAUUUAGCAGACGCUCUUAUCCAGAGCGACUUACAGUUAGAGUGCAUAUAUAUAUAUAUUUUUUUUUAUACUGGCCCCCCGUGGGAAUUGAACCCACAACCCUGGUGUUGCAAGCGCCAUGCUCUACCAACUGAGCUUGAAACUGUGCUGCAAUAUGAGCUAAAGGGAGUAAUCCAUAGCAUAAAGAUGAAAUAAAUGGUCAUUGCUCUCAAUACUACUAUUUGAGGGACUGUGAUACUCAGGCAUGCGAUAAGAACCAUUCAUAGAGUGCUUGUUACCUGGUUUUCACUUGGAAAUACAAUGGCUUGGUUUCCAUAAAACUAUUUUCCAGGUGCUCAAAUCACUUUACAUUGUCUUGAAGAAACGUUCCUUAUCCACUACCAAGUACUGUACCAGAUAAAGAGGCUACACUCCAGUGCAGAGUGAGCCCUAUUGGUGCCAUCACCGCCAACUCCGUUUCUGUGAAUGAGUGUAUUUCUCUGUGCUUUUACUCAAAUGAAUCAAAAUAAUAACAUAAGGCCUAUUGCUAAACCUCUAUUACAGCCAGUAACUGAUGAGUGACCUGCUCAUGACCUUAUGACCCUUGAACAACACAUGGAAAAUCAAUACAAAAGCUUCCCUAGUGGCGCAACGGUCUAAGGCACUGCAUCGCAGUGUUGCAGCGUCACUACAUCCUGGGGUUCAAUCCCAGGCUGUGUCACAACUGGCUGUGACCGGGAGUCCCAUAGGGCGGCGCACAAUUGGCCCAGCGUCGUCCGGGUUAGGGGAGGGUUUGGCCGGGGGGACUUUACUUGGCUCAUUGCACUCUAGCGAUUCCUUGAGGUGGGCCGGGCGCCUGGAAGCUGACUUCGGUCGUUAGUUGAACGGUGUUUCCUCCGACACAUUGGUGCAGCUGGCUUCUGGGUUAAGCGAGCGGGUGUUAAGAAACAGCUCGGCUAGGCGGGUCAUGUUUCGGAGGACGUAUGACUCGACCUUCACCUCUCCAGAGCCCGUUGGGGAGUUGAAGCGAUGAGACAAGAUCGCAAUUGGAUAUCACGAAGUUGGGGAGAAAAAGGGGGUACAAUUGCAAAAAGAAAUAUUCACCAGUGUCUGUAUCUUGUACACUACAUCCAGUUGUACUCUUUAGUUCAGGAUGCAAGUGGCUGUAUAUUGCACCAACCAUCAGUGACUCAUGAGCUGCUACUAACCUCAUGCUGUCUCUUUCUUGCUGUUUUUGGCUAUUGUGUCUGGACUGCAGAAAGAGUAUCCGGUGCAAAAGGAACAGCUAAUGGGCAGCCAAACAAACACAAAACCUUGUUCGGUAUAAGUCAUUGAUAAAAAAUGCACUUUAUGUAACAAUGACAAAUUUGUAACGACCAUAGUCCGUCCUCAGGUUAGGCUUAAUCUGGGCCCAUUUUGUCCACUUUGCUCAAAUCUCUCUAAACCUGGUUGUCUGUUCUCAGGUGGACUCGUAUGAUGUGACGGUGGGGGAGAACCUGGGAGAGAUGGAGCUGGUGAAGAUAGAGAAGAAGAAGUACUGGGUUCAUGAUGACUGGUACUGUAAGUACAUCACAGUGAAGACUCCCUUUGGAGACUACGUAGAGUUCCCCUGCUUCCGCUGGCUGGUGGACGACAAGGAGGUGGUCCUCAGGGACGGCAAAGGUACCUGUCUGUGGGUCGGGUCUGUGUCUGUCUGUCUGCCAGUCGUGUCUGUCUGUCGGUCGUGUCUGUCUGUCAGGUCUGUCAGUCGUUAAUGUCUGUCGGUCAGGUCCGUCUGUCGGUCGCUCAUGUCUUUCAAACUGUCCCCACUCUUUAGCUUAAGGAACACAGAAGUAAAUCUAAAAUCAUCCUCAGUAUCGUUGUUCCCCUUUUUUUCAAGCACGGCUGCCAAAGGAUGACAAGACCAGACUGGUGAAGCAACACCGACACAAAGAGCUGGAGAGCAGAAGGAAAAUCUACAGGCAAGAGCUGGGUUUAUUGUGUAACACACAUCUACAUAACAAUGACAUAUUGAUUUUAUACCAAGAUGCAUUCAACAAAUAAAUGUAUUGAACUACUAAAUGUUUUUCUAGUAGUCAAUGCACUGAAAUGACAUAUAGUGUAGCCUACUAACAUUAAAAGACCUGCACACAGUGUUACGUAGUGGAGUCCUAAUUCAGUAGUGCUGAACCUGAUUCUGUGAUGUCCUCCUGUGUGUAGAUGGAGGGAGUGGCAGCCUGGGAUUCCUAUGAGUAUAGAUGCCAACACUCACAAAGAGCUUCCCAGAGACAUCCAGUUUGACAGUGAGAAAGGAGUCGACUUCAUACUCAACUACAGUAAGGCGUAAGUACUGCAUUCACACUACACUCUGUAACCUAGUGUAGACACCCUUUAUUUUUUAUAUGCACUGCAGACUCUGCCAAGAGGUCUGGGGUUUUAUGGCAGAGGAGUGUCAUUGUCCUGUCACUACACUCUGCUGCAACUGUUUCCCCUUAUUUGCAACAUUGUCCAUCUAGUCUUAUACUCUGUUUAAUUUUUACACUCAUACAGUGCUAAACCUACAGUAGGCCUCUUUCUAAUGUGGAGAUGUCCAUACUUGUCAUAGUAGGGGAUUUUCAGUUCAUUGGGGUCAGUAUUUGUUUAUUGCAGUGAUGGUGUUUUCUAAAUGUCGGGACUUCCUGGUUUGAAUAAAAGCUAAAUGGGACACAGAAGUAAGCUGUUGGUUCAGUAGGUGGGUGGGUGGUGAGUAGUAUGUGGACGUGACUAAAAGGGAGCCUGUUUUAAAGCUCUGUGUGAAAGCCUGUGGAUCAGGAGAGUCAUUGUAUGAGUAACCAGGGACAUUUGCAUGUAUCCUUCAUACCAACAGGCUAAACACAUACACAUAUUGUCUCAAUGAGACUGGCUGUGUGCUCUGACAAAUACUUUGGUUCAAACCUAUCAGCGUACUAGUAUGCUUUUUAUCUACAUAAAGACAUUAGGAAAUAAUUCCUGUGGUGAAUAUGGGUGAUGAUGAUGUCCAACUUUUGUUUUGAUUGCUUACGAGGGAUAAAAACCUUCCAGACGGGUUGUGUGUCUUUGCUCUGUAGUUGUUCAGUUAUGGGAUAGUAGCCCUCAUUACCAACAACAACCAUCUAAGAUAGACUUGUGAUGUAUUGAUGAGGAACUAGAGGAAGUGGCUGGGGUUAGCAGGACACUUUUCUGACGUGUAUUAAUAGAAGUGUUGGUGUCAUGACUGUGUUACUGCUGCUUACUUGUGGCUUGUUUGUGCAGCUGAAUUUUCGUUGAUAACAGCUCAUCUGCAGAGAGCACAGGGUAUAAACUAUUAUGCAGUACAUUAUGCUAUUCAGGCAUUGCUGGCUUGAUGUAGCAUUACCAGACUGGUAAUGGAUAGAAUUAGAUUUAAAGCAUAAUAACCUUCAUUGACAGUAUCAAUGUACCAAUGACUAGCAGACUUUACUCACCAGGAGGUUAGCAGCAACAUCCUUAGCAUCCCAAGUGUUGAGCACUGCCAAAGUACUGCACACGUGUGUGCGAAUCAUAGACCGGAAGGGAAGCAGAAACUAUUUUCUUCAUCCAAUUCAUUCAAUGCUGCUAAUGAUUGAAAAUAACAUGGAUAAGUGUAUAAUUAAUGUGUAAUACAUGUGUCGUAAACAUACAUCUGUCAUCAACUCCUGGUUGUCAGUAAGUCAGUGACUGACAUUUUCUGAAUCCAGUCGUUUUUUGUUGGGUGAAUACAGUUAAAUUGGAAGAAAAUAACUCUGGACAUAAAUCUUAGCCUCGUUCGACCAUCCUGAUCUCACAAAAUGACAUUCUGUUUCUCUACAUGGUAUUGCAGCGGUCAGGAUGGUGGAUCAGGCUACUGAAAUCUUUCCCUGCAGCUUGAUGAUGUUGUUCUCUCCUCCCCAGCAUAGAGAACCUGUGUGUGAACCAGUUCAUGCACAUGUUCCAGUCCUCCUGGAAUGACUUUGCUGACUUUGAGCGGAUCUUCGUCAGGAUCAAAAACACCAUCUCAGGUGUGUGGUCUCAGUUUUCUCCAUAGAAAGUGGUAUCGGUCUCCUCACUCUUCUCCGCUUUGAGUAGCUGCUGCUUUAGCAGUAGCUAAUCCGGAUCCUAGUAAAAUACUAAUCCUCUCCUCUCCUUUACCCUAUUCUUAUCCUAGAGUAUGUGAUGGAGCACUGGAAAGAGGAUUUUAUGUUUGGCUACCAGUACCUGAAUGGCUGUAACCCAGUGAUGAUCCAGAAGUGCACCAAGCUGCCAGAGAAGUUCCCCGUUACACACGACAUGGUGGCAGACUGUCUGGAGAGAGAGAUGACUCUGGAGGAGGAGAUCGAGGUACAGACUGAGACAUACAUAUGCACAUGUCACAUGCACGCAUUUAUGCAAGCUUAUACACAUGCAUGCACACAUCACAUCCACUCACAGAAUAUGUGACCUAUUGUACACAGAAACAGACAAGACAUGCAGAAAGACAGACCGACUCCAAGGUUUACAGGCUCUUAUUGUAAGACAUUCACCCCUUGUAUUACAUGUUGUUUGCAGGCUGGUAACAUCUACAUAGCAGACUAUGAGUUGAUGGAAGACAUCAGUCCCAACAGUACAGACCCCUGUACUCUACAGUACCUGGCUGCUCCUAUCUGUUUGCUGUACAACAACAGCCAGAGCAAGAUCCUGCCUCUGGCCAUACAGGUAGGCUAUUCUGCAUGGUUAGAAAAACAGCAUGGCGCAUUGUUUCUUCACCAUCUAACGAAACAUACUCCUCCUCCUCUCUCUCUCCCAGCUGGGUCAGACUCCAGGGGAGGACAACCCUAUCUUCCUGCCCAGUGAUGGUCAGUAUGACUGGAUGCUAGCUAAGAUCUGGGUCCGCUCCUCUGACUUCCACAUCCAUCAGACAGUCACACACCUGCUGAGGACUCACCUGGUCUCUGAGGUGUUUGGAGUGGCCAUGUUCAGACAGCUGCCUGCUGUACACCCUGCUUAUAAGGUACACCGAGUACACUUCAGUCCGUGCCUGUGUUUUGUGCCUACUAAUGUGGUUGAUUAGUUGAUUCAUGGAUUGGUUAGUUAGAUGGUUGGUUGAUCGGUUUGUUUGUUUAUUUAUUUAUUGAUGGUCUGUCCUCUAGUUGCUCCUUCCUCACAUUCGUUUCACCAUUGCCAUCAACACCAAGGCCAGAGAGCAGCUCAUCUGUGAGUUUGGCAUCUUCGAUAAGGUGAGUGUGUGAGAGAGUGUGUGAGAGAGUGAGAGAGUGUGUGACAUAAUGUGUGACAGUGUGUGAGAGAGAGACAUUGAGACAUAUUUAGACGUGCAUCUACACAUGGUACUAAAAUAUGUCUCUUAUCUGUCUUCAUUGUGACUAGAUUUCCUGGUCCCUCCCUGUAUGCAAAUUACACUGAACAAAAAUAUACACGCAACAAUUUCAAAGAUUUUACUGAGUUCAUAAAAGGAAGUCAGUCAAUUGAAAUAAAUUCACUAGGCCCUAAUCUAUGGAUUUCACAUGACUGGGAAUUGGUCACAGAUACCUUGGUUACAGAUACCUUGGUCACAGAUACCUUUUAAAAAAAAAGUAGGGGCAUGGAUCAGAAAACUAGUCAGUAUCUGGUGUGACCACCAUUUGCCUCAUGCAGCGCGACACAUCUCCUUCGCAUAGAGUUGAUCAGGCUGUUGAUUGUGGCCUGUGGAACGUUGUCCCACUCCUCUUCAAUGGCUGUACGAAGUCGCUGUCGUACACGUCGAACCAGAGCAUCCCAAACAUGACAUGUCUAGUGAGUAUGCAGGCCAUUAAAGAACUGGCACAUUUUUGGCUUCCAGGAAUUGUGUACAGAUCCUUGCGACAUGGGGCUGUGCAUUAUCAUGUUGAAACAUGAGGAGAUGACGGUGGAUGAAUGACACGACAAUGGGCCUCAGGAUCUCGUCACGGUGUCUCUGUGCAUUCAAAUUGCCAUUGAUAAAAUGCAAUUGUGUUUGUUGUCCAUAGCUUAUGCCUUUCCAUACCAUAACUCCACCACCACCAUGGGGCACUCUGUUCACAAUGUUGACAUCAGCAAACCGCUCACACACACGACACCACACACGCUGUCUGCCAUCUGCCCGGUACAGUUGAAACCGUGAUUCAUCCAUGAAGGGCACGCAGAUGAGUUUCCCUGAGACGGUUUCUUACAGUUUGUGCAUAAAUGAUUUGGUUGUGCAAAUCCACAGUCUCAUCAGCUGUCCGGGUGGCUGGUCUCAGACAAUCCCGCAGAUGAAGAAGCCGGAUGUGGAUUCCUGGUCUGGCGUGGUUACACAGGGUCUGUGGUUGUGAGGCCGGUUGGACGUACUGCCAAAUUCUCUAAAAUGACGUUGGAGGCGGCUUAUGGUAGAGAAAUUAACAUUAGAUUCUCUGGCAACAGCUCUGGUGGACAUUCCUACAGUCAGCUUGCAAAUUGCACGCUCCUUCAAAACUUGAGACAUCUGUGGCAUUGUGUUGUGCGACAAAACUGCACAUUUUAGAGUGGCCUUUUAUUGUCCCCAGCACAAGGUGCACCUGUGUAAUGAUCAUGCUGUUUAAUCAGCUUCUUGAUAUGCCACACCUGUCAGGUGGAUGGAUUAUCUUGGCAAAGGAGAAAUGCUUACUAACAGGGAUGCAAACUAAUUUGUGUACAAAAUUUGAGAGAAAUAAGCUUUUUGUGCAUAUGGAAAAUUUCUGGGAUUUUUUAUUUCAGCUCAUGAAAAAUGGGACCAACACUUUACAUGUUGUGUUGAUAUUUGUGUUCAGUAUAUUUGACAGAUUCUUUCAAAAUAAUAUUUAUGCAUUUAUUUUAAUACACAUAUUGAUGCUAUAAAUCAAUGGUGCCACCUGUCAAUGAUUUUAGAGGAUGGGAUUAUUAUGAUUUACAUAGUUUGUUGUCCAAAUCUGUCUACACUUUUAAGAUAUCCAGACACAAUGGCUGUGUUUACACAUGUUAGCACCAGGUUAAUCUCGUGAACAGACUACGUAAACAUAAAUGGUACAGUAGAUCUGUUUUUAUCAGGGUUGGGAAGGUAUAUUAUUGGAAACUUUAAAAGUUUACCAGUAAAUUACCAGAAUUUUUGUAACUCUCAAAUAUUUUAUGUAAUUUAUCCCAAGACAUCAAGUGGCCCUUUUGGGUACUUCAGUUUAUCACAGGUGUCUAAUUAUCGCAUGUAAAAUAAAUAACAUAAUCAAAUAAGAUGAUUUAAAAAUAAAACAUUAAAUGACAAAGCUGUAAAACAUUAUCCUAAAUAUAAACUUGUGAAUAACAUUGGUGUUUAAUAUGAGGGUUUCAACAUGAAAUAUCCUUUAUAUAUUAAUUUUUUUACACACUUAUUUAUUUUACUAUAUCUAUGUCUUUGUUGUAAAUGUUUUGGCACCAAACUGGGGGCAGUUGUGGAAAAGUAAAUAGUUGGAAGAGUUGCAUAGUUGUAUAAAAUGCCUUUGUUGAUUAGAUGCUUUUUUCAUUCAUUAGGCUAUUUUCUCUUGAACUAUAUGGUCUAGUCACAAGAAACUCAUGGACAAUAUAGACACAUAAAAAAUAAAUAUUAUAUAUGAAUACAUUUUUUAAAACUUAUUCAAGUGUAAAUGACCAAAAUUACCAUAGAUUACCUGUUAAUUACAAAAAUUACAGAAGAUUCCAGUAACUUUGGAAAUUACCAGCAGCUUUGCAACCUUAGUCUUUAUACUAUGAGCACCGAUUGUUAACGUGCAGUAAUAGUUCCGGUGUUUGGGUUUUUCGUCACUGGUUAUUUGAACAAAACAUACACGUGUCCGUAACUUGCAAAGAGAGAGGGUGGAGCUCCUCGUUCUGGUUCCGCUCCUCGUUCUAGCAUCUCUUCAUCUCUUCUCUUAACAUGGACCCAGAACUUAAUUGAGCAUCUGACCAAUUACGCAAUACUUUAGUUCUGGGUUAACCAAAAUUAGCACCAGGUAUAAAUAAACGGGGCUAGAGACAGAAGCCUCAUUUACACCUUGCCCUAACAUGUGGGUUUCGUGAUCUGAUCAAUAUGAUCCAAUCACUAUCAGAUCAAGGUUUGUCGUGUCUACACAUGGUUUUAAAAUGUUUCUUAUCCAUCCACUGUAUCUGCAUUGUGACCAGAUUUCCUAGUCCCUUCCUGUAUGGAAAUUAUUUGACCAAUAUUCUUUAGAAAUAAAUAUUUAUUUAUUACUAGACAAUUAUUGAUGCUAUAAGUAAAUGGUGCCACCUGUCAAUAAUUUUAGAGGGCGGGAUUAUUAUGAUUGAAAUGGUUUGCUGUCCAGAUCUGUCUACACUUGUAAGAUCUCCAGACACAAUGUGUGCCUGAUUACUUCCGGAGGUGGUCAGGAAGAUCUGAUCACAAUCAGAUCAGAUCACAAUACGUCUUUUAAUCGUCUAAACCUGUCUAAAAAUGUGGGCACAAUCAGAAUGUGGACACGAUCAGGACAAAGGACGCAUGUUAGCACCAGGUAUAAAUGGGGCUAAAGACGUAGACAUAGAGAGCUAAUGUGUACUGUCUCUCCCCAGGCGAACGGUACAGGAGGUGGAGGUCAUGUAGAGAUGCUCCAGAAGGCUAUGAGGUCACUGACCUUCAGGUCUCUGUGUUUCCCUGAUGCCAUUAAGGCCCGCGGGGUGGACAGCCCUGAGGACCUACCCUACUACUACUACAGAGAUGACGGGAACAGGGUCUGGGAUGUCACCAAGAGGUCAGAGGUCAUAGGGGUGUGGAUGUGUGUGUGUGUGGGGGGGGGGGGGGGGGGGGGGGUCUGUGUGUGUGUCCUUCUUGACACAUUUAUAGGAGGAGAACCAGGCCAAUCACCAGGACAAGAUGCCAUGAAAUGGCCAUGAGGUGGCUAACCCUAACCCUAGCUUCAUGUCCACACCCCGGCUCAACCCACCCCUGAAGCCAUAACCCUAAAGCCCUAGCCAUUACCCUAACCCUAGCAUACAGUAUGUCCCCACCCCGGAUCAACCCUAACCCUAGCCAUUACCCUAACCCUAAAUUUGAUUUGCCGUUUCCCUAGUUUUGUGUGGGACGUGGUGUGUAUCUACUACGACAGUGAUGACACAGUACAGAAGGAUGAGGAGAUCCAGGCGUUUGUUAAAGAUGUCUGCAGCUUUGGGAUGCAGGACCUUGACUGCUGUGGUGGGUACAAACACAUGCAACAUUAUAAUCAACAAACACUACAAUGGCAUAGCCUGCUUUAAAAUGCUGUUUUUGUUAUCUGCAAUACAAAGACACACUUAUUUCUCUGGACUGUGUUGAAAGACAUAGCUGACCAUGAAUAUUUAGCUAUGCGGAUAUGCACUUCACUUUUAAGUUGGCCAAAAGCCUCUGUGCUUGUCUGUUGCUGUGGAAAAUGUAUGCACUCACUAACUGUAAGUCGCUCUGGAUAAGAGCGUCUGCUAAAAUGAUGUAAAUGGAAAUGGAACAGUGGUGUGCGAGCAAGGAACUCAGUCUGGUAGGGGCCACAACUCCACUCUUCGAGGGCCACUCUGCUGGUUUACAUCUGACAGAACUACUGUAUACCUGGGUAACCAGGUGUAUAUAAACCUCUGGCCCAGUCAACAUGAAUUGCCAGGGGAUUCAAAACCAGCAGGAGAUGGAGCCUUCAUAGACUGGUGUUGUGCAUUGCUAAGCAAUACCGUAGUAUGUGAUUGCAUGACACUGUGUGUCUAGGGACUGACCUUAGUGACUCCAUGGUGAAACAAAUGUGUUGCGCCAAAAAACCUUUCUGCAGGGUUUCCCAAGUCCCUGAAGACACGCGAGGAGCUCACAGAGUACCUGACUGUCAUCAUCUUCACUGCCUCUGCACACCACGCUGCUGUCAACUUUGGACAGGUACGACUGGGGGCUCGAUUUGAUCAGAUCCGCUUUAGCAAACAUUCGCAUAGCAGUUGUUUUGGUGGUGUCUGCGGUGGAACUGCGUUGGAGCUGUCAACUCCACAAGUGGCUCCAGGCAUUAUGAAACGGACAUUGUCUUUGGCUGCGCUGAGUCGCAUUAGCAGAAAUCCCAUGCAGCCUUGUUUGCAAGUUCGAACACUAGAAUCAGAGAUUUAAUCUACACCUCGAUUAAGUUGAUAGAAAUCCUCAUUAUUUUGUUUAAUGAUUUUUCAAUAUGAGUAUAAUUAUGUCUAUGUAGCCUACACUUUCUCGUUCUGAACUAUUAAUGCGAGUCGGGCGGGUGUGGUUUCGUGACAAUGAUCGUAAGAGCAACUGUUCACCGAUUUGACGUCUCCAAUGCAGUUCCACCUCAAACAUCCCCAAAACAUCCGCUAUGUGGGUGUCUGCUACGCUUGAUCUGAUCGAAUCUAGGCCUUGGUUAGAUUUCAUAAAGGUAGGCUUUGGACAGGUAAGACUUGGUCAGGUAGGCUUUGGAAAGGUAAGAUUUGUUAUUUAUUUAUUAUUAUUAUUUAUUUGCUCAGGUAGGCUAUAUAGUCAGGUAGGCUUGGGACAGUUGGUCAACAUUACUGUAGAUAAGCUUGGUCAAUGCUUGCAGACAAGAGCACCAGCUACAGUGCAUUCAGAAAGUAUUCAGAACCCUCAACUUUUUCCACAUUUUGUUACGUUACAGCCUUAUUCUAAAAUGGAUUAAAUAAAAAAUUUCCCUCAUCAAUCUACACACAAUACUGCAUAAUGACAAAGCAAAAACAGGUUUUUAGAAAUUUUAACAAAUGUAAAAAAUAAAUAAAAUGAAAUAUCACAUUUACAUAAGUAUUCAGACCCUUUACUCAGUACUUUGUUGAAGCACCUUUGGCAGCGAUUACAGCCUCGGGUCUUCUUGGGUAUGACGCUACAAGCUUGGCACACCUGUAUUUGGGGAGAUUCUCCCAUUCUUCUCUGCAGAUCCUCUCAAGCUCUGUCAGGUUGAAUGGGGAGCGUUGCUGCACAGCUAUUUUCAGGUCUCUUCAGAGAUGUUAGAUCGGGUUCAAGUCCGGGCUCUGGCUGGGCCACUCAAGGACAUUCAGAGACUUGUCCCAAAGCCACUCCUGCGUUGUCUUUGCUGUGUGCUUAGGGUCGUUGUCCUGUUGGAAGGUGAACCUUCGCCCCAGUCUGAGGUCCUGAGCGCUCUGGAGCAGGUUUCAUCAAGGAUCUCUCUGUACCUUGCUCCGUUCAUCUUUCCCUCUAUCCUGACUAGUCUCCCAGUCCCUGCCGCUGAAAAACAUCCCCACAGCGUGAUGCUGCCACCACUAUGCUUCAGGGAUGGUGCCAGAUUUUCUCCAGACGUGACACUUGGCAUUCAGGUCAAAGAGUUCAAUCUUGAUUUCAUCAGACCAGAGAAUCUUAUUUCUCAUGGUCUGAGAGUCCUUUAGGUGCCUUUUGGCAAACUCCAAGUGGGCUGUCAUGUGCAUUGGUGGAGUGUUGCAGAGAUGGUUGUCCUUCUGGAAGGUUCUCCCGUCUCCACAGAGGAACUCUGGAGCUUUGUCAGUGUGACAAUCGGGUUCUUGGUCACCUCCCUGACUAAGACCUUCCUCCCCCGAUUGCUCAGUUUGGACAGGCAGCCAGCUCUAGGAAGAGUAUUGGUGGUUCCAAACUUCUUCCAUUUAAGAAUGAUAGAGGCCACUGUGUUCUUGGGGACCUUCAAUGCUGCAGACAUUUUUUGGUACCCAUCCCCAGAUCUGUGCCUCGACACAAUCCUGUUGAGCUUUACGGACAAUUCCUUCGACUUCAUGGCUUGAUUUUUGCUCUUACAUGCAUUGUCAACUGUGGGACCUUAUAUAGACAGGAGUGUGCCUUUCCAAAUCAUGUCCAAUAAAUUGAAUUACCAUAAGUGGACUCCAAUCAAGUUGUAAAAAUAACAAAGGGUCUGAAAACGUAUGUAAAUAAGGUAUUUCUGUUUUUUAUUUGUAAUACAUUUGCUAAAAUAAUUCAAACACCUUUUUCGCUUUGUCAUUAUAGGGUAUUGUGUGUAUUGAUGAGUAAAAUGUGUUAUUUCAUCAAAUUUAGAAUAAGGCUGUAACGUAACAAAAUGUGGAAAAAGGGAAGGGGUCUUAAUACUUUCUGAAUGCACUGUAUCUUCCCUUAGAUGUUAAUGUCUGUCUACUCUGUGUAUUUCAGUAUGACUGGUGCUCUUGGAUCCCCAAUGCGCCCCCCACCAUGCGUAAGCCCCCUCCCAGACAGAAGGGGGUGGUAGAUGUGAAGUUCAUCAUCCAGAGUCUCCCUGACCGCGGCCGGUCCUGCUGGCACCUAGGGGCCGUCUGGGCCCUCAGUCAGUUUCAGGAGAACGAGGUACACACACCACAUGCAUACGCAUCUAUAAACACAUGUGGUGUUUGUCUGCUUUUAUUCUAAAUAAUAAAGAAAUCCCUCCAAUCCCUGUGUGUCCUCUCUCUUUCAGCUGUUCCUGGGGAUGUACCCAGAUGAGCACUUCAUAGAGAAGCCGGUGAAGGAGGCCAUGGAGUCGUUCAGGAAGAGACUGGCAGAGGUCAGCAGUGCCAUCAAAAUUCGCAACGAAGGCAAGAAACUACCCUACUACUACUUCUCUCCUGACCGCAUCCCAAACAGUGUGGCUGUCUGAGAGAGGAAGGAGG